AUGCUUUCCUCCUCCACGUCGGCGGCGCUGCUGCUAUCGACGACGGUGCCAUCAUCUCCAUUCGUGCGCACUUCGACGACGGCUUUACAAGGGCCGCUGAUGUCGAUUGAGCUGACUCGCCAGCGUCAAAACGAAUUAGACUGCAGCUCCAACGACCUGCAGACAGCUGGACCACACUAUCACUCUGCCCUGCCAGUGUUCAUCAAGACCCUGGCUCCAUGUGGCACCACGGAGUCACGACACGGGCUCGGCGUGCGCUCCCCAUCAUCGCCCUCCUCCUUCGCCUUACAAUUAGAAAUGACCAAGUCUAGCUUGACCCCACUCAUUGAAGCCGCAGAGCAAGUGCUUCCAUCGAGUGACCAGACCACGUUGCCGCAAUACGUGCACUCGAGCACGCUGAAGCGAAGUCUGCCACUGACGCUACCUCCCAUAAUGCAGGCUAUACGCGGCUGCCCUCUCGGAGCCCCGCGAGCGUCAAAGAGAUCUCGCGCCGAUUCAAACGAUGGUCUGGAUGAGCAGGUUAUCUACCCCUUGCUUGAUUACGUGCCCAUUCGGUCAACCAUCUGCUUUUCUGUUCCUCAACAACUUGCACGGAAUUUGCCGCAUGAACAAGAUCACGAACAUAACGUCAUAAAUCAUGUGUCGAACAUCCGCACACAUCCAUUAAACGGCGUCGAGACAAGAUCGCAGGACGCACUGGGACCACCUCGUAUCAGCAAUUCUGUAUGGGAAGUAGUACUGGCUACAAACAUGUUUCCGACGAGCAUUUGCCUCGAAGAGAACAGAAGAGUCAGUAUCGUUUCUCCAACUGGUCAGGGCACAGUCAACUUAAGUAGCGAAAACUUUGUUGACUCAGCUACGAACAGAGCAGUAAAGCAAAGCCACCACUUCGUCAAAGAGCAGGAAUGCGGCGCUGCCCCAUUUCGUACUGCAAAGGAAGAAAAAGCUGUACUGCCGCCAUACGUACCGAUACAAACUCCCGCUAACGACGAUUCGCAAUGCACGACCACGCGCAUCGACGAGAAACAUUGCAGCCUGCAUUCGAUCGGUCGUGGCCCUCUUGACCAGAAACACAAGCUCGUGAUCCCGCGAGACAUGCCGUUUAACCCGCUCAGUCUUAGAUCCAUCAUGGAUAACAAGUCUACUUCUUCGUCGUGUUGCGACGUUUCCGAUAUGUCGAAGACCAGUGCCGGCUCGUUCCUCGCGAGAACUGGCCGUGAGGACAGGAAACCAAUAAAGCCAACUCAGCGAGUCCCGAAGCGGUCUGACUAUUCCCAGCACGAUUUGGUGCGUAGCGGUCGGUGGUCGGUGGAGGAGGAGACUUACGCCAAAGCGAUGAUCGAAGCGUUCAAGUCUGGUAUUCUUCCACUUCACGGGAACACAUCUUUACGCAAGUUUCUGUCCGAAGUACUCGUGUGUCACCCGAUGCGCAUUAGCAAAAAGUUUGUGGGCUAUGUGCGGAAGUAUCACUGGUACCGUAUCACCGCGGGCAAAUGUGACCCGAAAGUGAAGCGACAGGCCUUGUACAAACUGAGGAGCCUCGAACGAAAUUUCUGGAUGUCUCAGAAACAGAACAGCGAGCGACCUUCCGGUCACUGA
Messenger RNA from Peronospora matthiolae, 1599 nucleotides. NCBI's taxonomy places the organism in Eukaryota, Oomycota, Peronosporomycetes, Peronosporales, Peronosporaceae. The record is from the annotation of a GenBank genome assembly.